Lolium rigidum is the source of this 2124-nucleotide messenger RNA. Its product is annotated as protein NRT1/ PTR FAMILY 8.3-like. The transcript has 4 exons. Lineage: Eukaryota; Viridiplantae; Streptophyta; Magnoliopsida; Poales; Poaceae. The coding region runs from base 1 to 2031 and encodes 676 amino acids. Gene Ontology annotation, molecular function: transmembrane transporter activity. The record is from RefSeq and is a predicted model, not a curated record. Gene Ontology annotation, biological process: transmembrane transport. Gene Ontology annotation, cellular component: membrane.
AUGAGUAGCCUUCGAACAUCAUCGCCAAGGCCGUAUAUCCUCCUGGACGCCGGAGACGACACGGAGGGAGGAGGGCGCCCGCCCCUCGUACGCCAGCUCACCUACCGUUCCCCAAGGAUUCUACUUGCUUCCCCAAGGAGUGCUUCUCCAAGGAUCGAUGAGGCGAGACAGCUAGGGCUUCCCUCGCCACGGAUUGCAGAGGAGAGCCCGCAAGCGCCACUUCUCGAUGACAGGACAAUAACCAGCCGCAAGGCACCGUUUGCUCUCACCUACCGUUCGUUCAAAAGAACAAAUAGUCUGCUUGCUUCCUCAAGCCCAAGGGUUGCUUCCACAAACCCGGGGAUUCGGUCGCCAAGGAUUGAUGAGGAGAGCUUGAUAUCGCAGAGGAUUGCAGAGGAGAGCCUGCAAGCACCGCCUCUUCUCACUGACAAGAAAGUAACCAGUAGCAGCAAGGCGCCGUUUGUAGUACUAGGGUUCGAGUGCCUGGAGAGCACGGCGUUCAAUGGCAUCUCCACGAACCUGGUGGUGUACCUGGAUACCGUCCUCCACGGCAGCAACCUCGGCAGCGCGUCCAACGUCGCCACCUGGUUCGGGACCAGCUACCUCACGCCCAUCUUCGGGGCCAUCGUCGCCGACACCUACUGGGGCAACUACAACACCAUCCUCGUCUCCCUCGCCGUCUACCUCCUCGGCAUGCUGCUCGUCACCUUCUCCGCCUUCCUGCCGCCCGAGGUCUCGUCCGCGUUCGUCAGCACCAAGACGCUCGCGUUCGUGGGGCUCUACCUGGUGGCCAUCGGGAGCGGCGGCGUGCGGUCCUCUCUCCUACCGUUCGGCGCCGAGCAGUUCGACGACACCAUCGCCGAGGACCGGGAGGACAAGGCCUCCUUCUUCAGCUGGUUCUACCUCUGCGUCGACUUCGGCCCCAUCGUGUCCGGCCUUUUCAUCGUCUGGAUCCAGCUCAACGUCAGCUGGGGCCUCGGCUUCGCCAUCUCCACAGCGUGCAUCGCGCUCGCCUGCGCCGCCUUCCUACUCGCCACGCCCAUGUACAAGCGCAGCAUGCCCACCGGCACGCCGCUCAAGAGCCUCUGCCAGGUGCUCGUCGCCGCCUGCAGGAAGGCCAGCCUCAAGCUCCCCUCCGACGCCGCCCUUCUCUACGAGGCCAGCGACGACAACAAGGAUGAUAAUUGUUACCAGCUGCCGCCCAGGAUCGCGCACACCGGCGAGUUUAGGUUUCUCGACAAGGCGGCCAUCUUCUCGGACCUCGACGUCGCCCUGGUCGAGGGAACGUCGUGGAAGCUCUGCACCGUCACGCAGGUGGAGGAGCUCAAGAUUCUCCUGCGGCUCCUGCCGGUGUGGACCACCAGCAUCAUCUUCUCGGCGGCAUACUCCCAGAUGAACACCACCUUCAUCCAGCAGGGCAGCGCCAUGGACAUGAACAUCUUCUCCCUGUCCAUACCGGCCGCGUCGCUGAGCUCCUUCGAGGUGCUCUGCGUCCUCGCCUGGGUGGUCCUCUACGGCAAGGUGAUCGUGCCCGCGCUCGGCGCCUUCUACUCGGGCGGCAACGGGGAGCCGUCGCAGCUGCAGCGGAUGGGGGCCGGCCGCGUCCUCAUGGCGCUCUCCAUGGCGCUCGCCGCGGUCGUCGAGAAGAGCCGACUCGCCAGCGUCGCGCGAGGAGAGCUCAUCGGCAUCGCGUGGCAGCUACCGCAGUACUUCUUCCUCGCCGGCGGGGAGGUGUUCUGCUACAUUGCCCAGCUCGAGUUCUUCUACGGCGAGGCGCCCGACACCAUGAAGAGCAUGUGCACGUCGCUCGCGCUCCUCACCAUCGCGCUCGGAAGCUACCUGAGCUCGCUCAUAUACGCGGUCAUUGCUCUCUUCACAGCCACCGCCGACAGCCCCGGCUGGAUCGCCGACGACCUCAACGAGGGGCACCUCGACUACUUUUUCUGGAUAAUGGCCGCCAUUUCCAUACUCAACUUCCUCGUGUACAGCGCAUUUGCCAAGAACUACAAGCUCAAGAUGGUCCUCUCGUGAUAUUGUUUGGUGAUUCUCGAUUUUUGGCCUUUCAUACUUAAUAUGAGAUUACACCGCACAACGGCGUGUAUUUUAAUCGACCAAGCUUGUACA